Cuscuta europaea is the source of this 2460-nucleotide messenger RNA. The record is from the annotation of a GenBank genome assembly. NCBI's taxonomy places the organism in Eukaryota, Viridiplantae, Streptophyta, Magnoliopsida, Solanales, Convolvulaceae.
CAGGACGCCAGAGACCCGUACAAAUAUAACUUCGUACACUACAUAGACAAAGCAAGCAACGGUUCACACAAUUAGAAAAAAUCUCUCCUCUCCCUUCCAUUCUUGACUUUUAGUUGUAACUGUUUUUAUUUUGCAACCUCCGGGAGAUGUCAGCCGGUGGCAUCACCGCCACCAACUCCUCAUCCAGCGGGAGCCCCCGGCCCGGCGUCGCCACCACGCAUCACCGCCGCCGUUUCGCCGACUUCAUUACCAACGACCUCGAGAAAUCAUCGGAUCACGUCCAAAUUCCCUCCGAAGGUUUCGCCGACGCCGGAAUGUGCAACAACGACCCCAACAGUGGCGGCAUAUACCACCAAGAACAUCCCGCGAUCAGGCAAUUGGCCGCCCGGAAAAGGAUUCCGGGCGGGAUCGCUUUCAAACUGAAAGAAUGGUUUUUAUGCCGUUUAAGGUCCAUUUCCCAGUCGAUGAGAUUGACGAAAAAAACGGGGAGAAGAGUUCUAGGAUUGCUUUUAGUAUUGGCUAUGGUCUCUGUUUAUCUCAAAGUUUCGUUCUUUAUGAGCGAGAAUGUCGAAGAGGUUAAUGGGUCGCAUUUGGUUCUCCAAAAUUUCAAAAACGAUUGGACGAAUGCGCAGAGGAUCGUGUCGGAAUCGGAUUCUUCUUCCACCGCCGGCUCCGCCGCCGGGGAUCUUAUUCGGAUACGACAAAUGAAGGAAUUACCAGUACUAGAGAUAUGGAAGAAACCAAAUAGUGAUAACUAUUAUCAAUGCAUUACUCGACCCAAGAAUAGAUUCAGUGUGGACAGAGACACCCACAAAUGGCUACAUUUUGGUUCAUGCAAAUGGAGGACUAAACCAAAUGAAGGCAGGGAUAUGCGAUAUGGUUGCGAUUGCUAAAAUUAUGAAUGCCACUUUGGUUCUUCCUUCUCUUGAUCACGACUCAUUCUGGACCGAUCCUAGCGGUUUCAAGGAUAUAUUUGAUUGGAGACACUUUAUAGAGGUGCUGAAAGAUGAUAUUGAGAUAGUUGAGUCUUUGCCUUCAGAGUAUUCAGGAGUGAAGCCAUUGUCAAAGGCACCAGUGUCCUGGUCAAAGGCUAGUUACUAUAGAAAAGAGAUACUUCCUGUUCUAAGGAGGCGUAAAGUCAUCAAGUUUACACACAGCGAUUCAAGGCUUGCCAACAAUGGGCUAGCUUCCUCUAUUCAGAGGCUUCGUUGUCGUGCAAACUAUAAGGCUCUUAAAUAUACUCCUGAGAUUGAGGAGCUUGGAAAGAGGUUGGUGGAUAGAUUAAGGGACAACGGCGAGCCGUAUAUCGCACUUCAUCUGAGAUAUGAAAAGGACAUGCUUGCAUUCACUGGGUGUAGCCACAACCUAAGUGCAUCAGAGGCAGAAGCGCUUCGUACGAUGAGAUACAACGUGAGACAUUGGAAGGAAAAAGAGAUAAACAGCGCUUUAAAGAGGCGGCUCGGGGGUUGCCCUAUGACACCUAGGGAAGCUGCUUUGUUUUUGAAGGCAAUGGGGUAUCCCUCAACUACUAGGAUAUACAUUGUUGCAGGGGAAAUGUAUGGUAACAGCAGCAUGGACGGGUUCCGUUCGGAGUACCCCAACGUGUUCUCUCACUCGACACUUGCUACUGAAGAGGAGAUGCAGGGUUUUGAGCAGUACCAGAACCGUCUGGCUGCCUUGGAUUAUAUUGUGGCACUUGAGAGUGAUGUGUUUGUUUAUACCUAUGAUGGAAACAUGGCUAAGGCAGUUCAAGGGCACAGGAUGUUUGAAGGUUAUCGUAAGACCAUUAGCCCCAACAGGCACAACUUUGUUCACAUGGUAGAUUUGUUGGAUAAGGGUGCCAUAUCAUGGGAAGAUUUUUCCAAGGAGAUCAAAGCUCGACAUUCUCAUAGGCUCGGAGCUCCGAACCUAAGACAUGUAGGAGAGUCACCAAGAACAGAAGAAAAUUUCUAUGCCAAUCCUUUUCCAGGGUGUAUAUGUGAUAGGUCUCGAGAGCAAGCUAGCAGGCUUGAGAGAUCUCAAACCAAGCCAGAAGGACUAGUAGUAGAUGGUGCUUCUCAAAGAUAGGUUUUUAGUUUUUUCCUUUUUUACUAAAAAGGGUAGGAUUGUAAAUUGCCAAUACAAGCGAGGUCGAGGAAGCCGGAAGAAGUCAAGAGGUUCUUCCUACGGAUUUUGGUCGCCAAUGAUGUUUGUACACAGAUGGAGGGGUAGAAAUGGAAUAGAUCAACAUAAAGAAAUAGCGCGGAAAUGAUUUGUGUGGUGCGGAAUGUUUAUUCUUUUAUUUAUUUUUGUUUUUUAUUUUGUUUAUAGCGAGGGCUUAUUAGUUAGUUAGUUUUUCAAAAAGUUUUAAAGUAGUGGAUAAUUAAAGUACGAAUAGUAAUAAUUAUUUAGAGAUGAUUAUUCAACUCCGGUGCUCAUCAACUACCUUUUUAGUAAAGUACGAAGUAUUCCGUGUUAAUC